Nomia melanderi (Alkali bee) is the source of this 3366-nucleotide messenger RNA. NCBI's taxonomy places the organism in Eukaryota, Metazoa, Arthropoda, Insecta, Hymenoptera, Halictidae. The record is from RefSeq and is a predicted model, not a curated record.
AUGCGUGACAAUGUGAAAAAAUUAAGGCUACCGGAUCAUGGGAACUCCCCGAGGAUCUACAACGUCGGUGUCCUGAUGGCCUCCCAUCUGAACAGCCCGUUCGAUCUCGAGAGAUGCGGUCCAGCUGUCGACUUGGCCUUGGCCGAAGUGAACGACUUUCUGAACGUACACAACGUGCAACUGCGCAAAGUUCAAGGAAGCUACCCGUCCUGCAGCGGGGCCACGGCACCAGGUCUGGCGGCCGACAUGCAUUUCCAGGACAACGUGAUCGCGUUCAUAGGCCCUGCCUGCGCGUUCGCCCUGGAACCGGUCGCGAGGCUCGCGGCGUACUGGAACACCCCUAUUAUCACAGGAAUGGGCGAUCAACCACCGUCGGAGGGCGAGCUGUCCGUAACCUCAGGCAUCCUCGGCAGAAUCAAUAAGUGGAAAAACGAAAGCUCGGGCAUUUUCAAGGACAAGAGCAAGUAUCCCACGCUGACCAGGAUGUCCUACUGCCAGUGUCGGCUGCGAUUGGUCUUCUCCAGCAUCUUUAAGGAGUUCGGAUGGUCCCACGUGGCGCUGAUAUUGGACAGGUCCGAUUUGUUCUCGUGGACGGUCGGCAAAAACUUGGAGUACGGCCUGCGCAAAGAUGGCUUGCUGAAGUUUGUCAGGGAACUCGAUGGCAACUCCGCGGACGAGCCGUACCAUUUUUAUCUGCGCGACGCCAGUAUGUACGCUAGAGUGUUGAUACUCAGUGUCCGCGGGACUCUCGUCAGGAAGUUUAUGCUGGCAGCUCAUGACUUGGGAAUGACGAGAGGAGACUGGGCGUUCCUCGACGUCGAAAUAUUUCAGGGUUCCUAUUGGGGCGACCACGAUUGGGAAGUUGGCGACGAGGACGACGCUGUGGCAAGGAAAGCUUACGAAGCUCUGUUACGAGUUUCAUUGCUACAGCCGACUAGCCCUCGGUUCCAAGAUUUCGCGGAGACGGUGCGCCAAAGGGCGCAGACAGACUACAAUUACUCAUUUUCCGAUGGAGAGGAAGUGAACUUCUUCAUCGGCGCUUUUUACGAUGGCGUCUAUCUGCUGGGCAUAGCGCUGAACGAAACGUUAACCGAGGGCGGCGACAUUCGGGACGGUAUCUCGAUCACGAGGAGGAUGUGGGACCGUGACUUCAUUGGUAUUACCGGUCACGUGAGGAUCGACGACAACGGCGACCGCGACGCGGACUACAGUAUCCUGGAUUUAGAUCCCAUCACUGGAAGGUUCGAGGUGGUGGCGCACUAUUUGGGAUUAAACCGGGAGUACAGUCCCGUCCCGGGGAAGAAGAUUCAUUGGCCCGGAGGGAGAGAAGGGCCACCGGCGGAUGUUCCGGAAUGCGGAUUCCUGGGGAACGAUCCUGCUUGCACGUCGAGGACGGAAGCUUACACGUUCGUCGCUUAUACAAGCCUGGCACUCGCAGCUUUUCUGCUCGCUGCUGUCGCUGCCACGUGCGUUUUGUACAGACACUUGAGAUUAUCCGCGGAUUUGAACAACAUGUCCUGGAGGAUCAGGCCUGAGGAGCUGUUGCUAGAGAUAGGGAAACCGUUCUCUUCGAAGAUCAACUUGCACCAAGCGAUAUCCGAGAACUUCGGAUUGGAGCAGCGUAUUAGAAGAGGGUCGCAGCUCAGCUGCGAGUCCCUUCCGCCUACCACAGUUUUCACAACGGUGGGAAUUUACAAAGGCGAGAGGGUGGCUAUCAAGAAGAUCACCAAGAAAAAAGUGGUCGACAUUACGAAGAAGUUGUUGUGGGAGAUUAAGCAAGUACGGGAUGUCACGUCUGAAAACACGGUUCGAUUCAUUGGAGCCUGCCUCUGUUCACCGUCACCGACCGUUUUGAUCCUGACAGAGUACUGUCCCCGUGGAUCCUUGAAAGACGUGCUGGAGAACGACGCUAUUAAGCUUGACUGGAACUUUCGAAUGUCUCUAAUUCACGAUAUAGUCAAGGGGAUGUCCUAUCUCCACGCCAGCGAGGUUUCAGCGCACGGCAAGCUACGAUCCUGCAAUUGUUUGAUCGACGGCCGUUUUGUCUUGAAAAUUUCAGAUUUCGGGUUGAAGACCCUUACCACGCCAUCGGAUUUAAUCAUGGAUGACGUUUAUUACACUAAAUUACUUUGGAUCGCGCCCGAACUUCUGCCGCUGACAGUAACCCCUGGGAGCGUGGCGACUCAGAAAGGCGACGUCUAUAGUUUCGCGAUCAUAUUGGAGGAGAUCGUCGUCCGCGGAGGGCCAUACGAGACCGUGAAACAGUUCAUGACCUCUCAAGAGAUCGUCAGCCGAGUGGCAACGUGCGAGACACCGCCGUUCAGGCCGGAAGUGACACCGAAGGACUGUCCCCCGGAUAUUCUGUCCUUGAUGGAGAAAUGUUGGAACGAAGUGGCCGAGGAGCGACCCACGUUCCACACGAUUCGCGGAACGAUACGGGGAAUAAUGAAAGGCUACUGCGAGAACUUGAUGGACGAUUUGCUGAGGCGAAUGGAGCAAUACGCGAACAAUCUGGAAGCUUUGGUCGAGGAGAAGACGGAACAGUUGAGCCUCGAGAAGCGGCGCAGCGAGGAACUCCUCUACCAAGUUCUCCCCAGGCAAGUGGCUUGCCAAUUAAUGGCCGGCGAGCUGGUGCAACCCGAGCAAUUCGAAUGCGUGACGAUCUACUUCAGCGAUAUAGUCGGCUUCACCGCGCUCUGCGCUCAAAGCACGCCGAUGGAAGUGGUGGACUUCCUGAACGACCUCUACAGCACCUUCGACCGUAUCAUCGAAUUCUACGACGUGUACAAGGUGGAGACGAUAGGGGACGCGUACAUGGUGGUUUCCGGGCUGCCGGAAAGGAACGGCGACGGCCACGCGAGGGAGAUCGGUCUGAUGGCGCUGACGAUUUUAGAUUCCGUGAAAUCCUUUACCAUUAUGCACAAACAGAACGCUCAGUUGAGCGUCAGAAUCGGAGUGCACAGCGGACCGGUUUGCGCUGGCGUGGUAGGCCAGAAAAUGCCGCAUUACUGUCUGUUCGGGGACACGGUGAACACCGCGUCGCGGAUGGAAUCUUCAGGGUUACCGUUGUGCAUACACGUGUCGGAGGCAACGAAAUGUAUACUGGAUAAAUUUGGUACCUUCGACCUUGAACUAAGGGGCGAAGUGGAACUAAAGGGCAAAGGCAGAGUGACGUCUUAUUGGCUGAAAGGUUGCUCGGAACCGAACCCGAGGCCGCCGACUCCGAAAUACAGAAGGCACAGCGCUAGCUCGCCGGAGAACAACUUAAAUCCACUGAUAUUCCCGCCGAACAACACGAACGGGCCGAAAACUAAUAACAACACGUUCAUCAAUCUGUCCGACUCAAAGAAACAACAAAGUGCAUGA